Molecule: messenger RNA, 1809 nt
Organism: Rhipicephalus microplus (southern cattle tick)
Lineage: Eukaryota; Metazoa; Arthropoda; Arachnida; Ixodida; Ixodidae
Source: RefSeq, a predicted model, not a curated record
GCGGUGACCGGCGAUAGACGCCCGUUCUGACGUGUUCAUCUGCAUUUUUCACAGGACUCGGCGGCCGACGGAAUCUGGCAUCGCAAACAUUGGGAUUGCGUCAUGAUCUGAGACGCCCCUGCCCCCACCUGUUAUCGGCAGUUUGGCAGUAGCGGUGACCGGCGAUAGACGCCCGUUCUGACGUGUUCAUCUGCAUUUUUCACAGGACUCGGCGGCCGACGGAAUCUGGCAUCGCAAACAUUGGGAUUGCGUCAUGAUCUGAGACGCCCCUGCCCCCACCUGUUAUCGGCAGUUUGGCAGUAGCGGUGACCGGCGAUAGACGCCCGUUCUGACGUGUUCAUCUGCAUUUUUCACAGGUUUGUCUUCACACAUUCACACAGUGUUUUCCUUUUCCUAUUUUUCUGCUGGUUGCUGCUACUGCCAAACUUGUCGUCGUAGUCAUGCUUUUCGAGGUGUAUGAGAGAUGAGUGUUUCUGGGGAGGACAUAUGCCUUGCUUGCAUGCUUACCCUAGAAACUACUGAUGCUAAAGUGAAAUGCAAAAAGUGUGGUAAUUCUUAUCACAUCGAACAGUGCUCUGGACUGACUGAGCCGCUUGAUAAGACGAGAAGUGGCACCAAUUCUCGCAAAAACUAUGUGUGUUCCACGUGUAAAACUGGUGCGCCAUGCGUCGGUGCAGGUGCCGCUGCUGCGGCUCGUCAGGAUUUUAACUUUGCUGUUGCUUUUGCGGAGUUAAGUCAAAAACUUGAUUUUCUAAUGCCACUAAAUGAAAAGAUGAACAGCAUUGAACAGGCAGUGCAAACAAUGUCUGAUCAUUUCGAUACCAUUCUGAAGCGAUUGGACAGCCAAGAUAAACAAAUUGAGCAGCUCCGUAAGAGAACUGAACAGUUGGAACGAGCAAGGCCUGACGAGGAACUACACCAGAUAAACUCUGACUUGAAUGACCUGGAAAUGCGUAGCAGGAGCCGAAACUUGGAAAUUCAUGGGAAACUUUUCAACGAGCACGAGAAUCUACUCCAAAAGAUAAACGAGAUAGCCAGGAUGAUCCAAGUUCCUGAGGUCAGCGAUCACGACCUUGAAGCUUAUCAUCGCCUUCCGGCGAAGGCAAAUAAGACCCCCGCCAUUAUCAUACGUUUUCAAAGCCAAAAGCUGAGGGAUAUGUGGCUGCAGAAAAGGCGAUUACUAAAGGAAAAGGAUGCAAACAUAUACUUUUCGGAAAACCUAACGCGCAGGGCAAGAACACUAUUGUGGACUGUGAAGCAAUGGGCUCGCGAUAAUGGCUUCCGUUACGUGUGGUAUGCAAACGGGAAAAUCUUCAUCCGCAGGAAAGAUGGCGAACCGUCCCAUGUUGUCAGGGACGCGAGUCAGCUGGCUAAUUUUACUGUGGUUAGGCACGUCAGCACAUAAUAUGUGAACAUCACGUCAAAAUGGCUAACAAUAGAUUCGUGUUGCCUUGCAACAUUCGCAGCGUCAUGCCUACCGAUUGGUUGGGCUCAUCAGUGAAAUGUUUUCAUUUGAAUGUACGAUCACUGAACAAUAAGGCUGAUGAACUGCAAAUUUUGUUAGACAGUUUUAACCUGUCUUUUGAUUUCGUCAUGGUAUCUGAGUCAUGGCUGAGCAGUAGCUUUUGUUUGCCAUCAUUUUCCACAUUUGCCGUCAAUCGUAAUGUGGGUCGUGGUGGAGGUGUUUGCAUUUUCGUUAAUAAGAAAAUCGAAUGUGAAUUGAUCUCGGAACUUUGUUGCAUGUCAUCUGCUGUUGAGGUUGUUUCUGUAUUGGCAAAUAAUACCGUUUAUUCAGUGUUCUACCGACCA